AUGGGUCUUAAUUACUACGCUUCGGCGCCAACCGUAGUCCUGGCGCCCCAGCAACCGCAGGGUUACUUCUCCCAUCACCAGAGCGCCGCAUCACCAAUGGCCGCCGUUUCCAAUGCCACCGCUGGUCGCAAACGAUCCAUCGCCGACGUCGAUGAACCAGAGGAGAACCUACCGGCCGGAUCAAUCGUCACUCAAUCGCCUUCAAAGCCCAAGCCCGAGCCUGUAUACGGCCCAGGGAUGACGCUCAUCUACCCUGGAGAGCCUGGCUAUACCAUGGCAGCCGAGUCGCAAUCCGGCACCUGGUACGAAGAGAAGAUCGAGAAAGAAGAGAAGGCUGACGCCGCCCGCCCUAUCGCUGUGUCGCGCAAGUCAGUACGCAUGAGCCCAACCGCCAAUAUCGAAGUCCCCUCCCUCAACGACAUGGAUGCUCAGAAGACUGAAGAGCUCAUCGACGACAAGGGCAACACUGUCAACACACUCAUCACAUCCCUCGGAGUCGGCUGGAAGAACGUCAUGACCAACCCAAACCUACGUGAUGCAGCACGCGCAUACUCCCGUGUAAUCGAACGUCAUUUCGAUUUUACCGACGUCCUAGUCAUGCUGGAGAAGGAAUCACUCAACGCUUAUCUGGUACGCGCGAAACAACACGGUGUCCAAGGCUACUGGUUAUUCUCGGACAACCUCCAAUGGUGUCAGCUCGUUGGUUGGUCAUUAGAACGAACAGUCAACAACCUCAUGUUCGGCUCUACUCCUCGCGUCGAGGGUGAGCGCAUCAACGCUCGCCAACUGACACCAUCGUCGGAAGCUGCCACCACACCUAUCCCUCAACCAGUGGCGACUGCGGAGGUCGACGUUAUGGAGAUGUGA
Alternaria atra is the source of this 867-nucleotide messenger RNA. RefSeq lists its product as uncharacterized. The record is from RefSeq and is a predicted model, not a curated record. The coding region runs from base 1 to 867 and encodes 288 amino acids. NCBI's taxonomy places the organism in Eukaryota, Fungi, Ascomycota, Dothideomycetes, Pleosporales, Pleosporaceae. The transcript is spliced from 2 exons.